Perca flavescens (yellow perch) is the source of this 2313-nucleotide messenger RNA. RefSeq names its product protocadherin gamma-A4-like. The transcript is spliced from 2 exons. NCBI's taxonomy places the organism in Eukaryota, Metazoa, Chordata, Actinopteri, Perciformes, Percidae. Gene Ontology annotation, biological process: homophilic cell-cell adhesion. The record is from RefSeq and is a predicted model, not a curated record. Gene Ontology annotation, cellular component: plasma membrane. The coding region runs from base 1 to 2313 and encodes 770 amino acids. Gene Ontology annotation, molecular function: calcium ion binding.
AUGGGAAGCAAAGCAUUUUCCGUGCUUGGCCUGGUCAUCUCUUUGGGAGUAUUUAUCCUAGCGCUGCAAACCGUCACCGGAGAUGUGUCCUAUUCUUUUCCAGAGGAGAUGAAACGCGGCUCAGUUAUUGGAAAUAUAGCGAAAGAUGUUGGACUUGAGGUGGGCAAACUGACUGCCCGAAAGGCUCGUAUUGAUGCAGACGGAAACAGCAAACUGUAUUGUGACAUUAAUCUCAGUACUGGAGAUAUUAUCGUUGCCGACAGGAUUGACAGAGAGGGUCUUUGUGGCAAAAAGGCAUCUUGCGUUUUAAAACAGGAGCUUGUUUUAGAGAACCCUUUAGAGCUGCACCGCAUUAGUGUUCAUGUUCAAGAUAUCAACGAUAAUUCGCCACAGUUUAAAAAGAAUACAAUAAAAUUUGAAAUUGGGGAAUCGGCGAUUAAAGGAAGUCGCUACCGUCUAGAUGAGGCCCACGAUGCAGAUGUCGGACAAAACGCCAUCCAGGGCUAUAGUAUCGAGAGAAAUGAAAACUUCAGAUUGAAUGUUAUUGCAAAAAGCGGAGGAGGAAAAUACAGUGAGUUAGUUUUAGAGAAAGAGCUGGAUAGAGAACAACAGCAAGAGCUAAUGGUUGUGCUUGUGGCAACAGACGGAGGCUCCCCUCAGAGAUCAGGUACUGCAGUUAUUCACGUUACUGUACUGGAUGCUAAUGAUAACGCUCCAGUGUUCAGCCAGGCUGUUUAUAAAACCAGUAUUGCCGAAAACUCUCCUUUAGAAUCUGUUGUGGUCACAGUGAGUGCUACUGAUGCAGACGAGGGAAUCAAUGGAGAGGUGACAUAUGAAUUUGAUCACAUUUCAGAUGAGAGUAAUAACUUGUUUUCUAUUGAUCAGGCAACUGGUGAAGUGAAAGUAAGUGGAUCAAUAGAUUAUGAGGAGUUGUCCGCCUAUGAAAUACAAAUUGCAGCCAAAGAUGGUCUUGGAUUAGUGUCAUCUUCUACAUUAAUAAUUGAUAUCACAGAUGUCAAUGACAAUGCGCCUGUUACGUUCAUUAAGUCACUGACAAAUCCCAUGCCAGAAGAUACCCUACCUGGUACAGAGGUGGGCAUCGUUAACGUGCAGGAUAGAGACUCUGAGAAUAACGGACAGGUCCGCUGCUCCAUUCAGCAAGGCGUCCCUUUUAAGUUGGUCCCUUCUAUUAAAAACUAUUAUUCUCUGGUGACCACAGGACAACUGGACCGUGAACUAGUGUCUGAUUACAACGUUACAAUCACUGCCACUGACGAGGGCUCUCCACCUCUGUCCUCCUCUAAAACUGUUCAGUUAUCUGUAGCAGACAUAAACGACAACCCACCUGUGUUUGAGGAACAGACCUACAGCGCAUAUGUGACUGAAAAUAACAAACCUGGCUCCACUUUAUGUUCCGUUACUGCUCGAGACCCCGACUGGAGACAAAACGGUACAGUGAUUUAUUCUCUGUUACCCGGUGAGGUGAACGGUGCCCCGGUGUCCUCCUAUCUAUCUGUUAACGGAGACACGGGGGUGAUCCACGCUGUGAGAUACUGUACCCCGCCCCGAGGCAACUCCUUCAUGACCGAGCUGGUCCCCAAAGCUGCACACGGAGGCUCUCUGGUGUCCAAAGUGAUAGCGGUGGACGCGGACUCCGGACAGAACGCCUGGCUGUCCUAUCAUAUAGUCAAAUCCACUGAUCCGGGACUUUUCACUAUUGGUGUCCACAGCGGAGAGAUCAGGACACGGCGGGACAUUUCUGAGUCUGAGAGCAUGAAACAGAACCUUAUUGUAGCAGUGAAAGAUAACGGACAGCCCUCUCUCUCUGCCACCUGUUCCAUGUAUUUACUUAUUUCUGAUAACUUGGCUGAGGUGCCAGAAUUGAAGGAUAUUUCUUAUGAUGAGAAGAACUCCAAACUGACCUCUUAUCUGAUCAUCGCGCUGGUGUCUGUGUCCACCUUUUUUCUGACCUUCAUUAUCAUCAUCCUGGGUGUGAGGUUUUGUCGCAGGAGAAAGCCCAGACUGUUGUUUGAUGGAGCAGUUGCCAUCCCCAGCGCUUAUCUCCCUCCUAAUUACGCAGAUGUUGACGGCACAGGAACUUUACGCAGCGCUUACAAUUAUGACGCCUACCUGACAACAGGUUCUAGAACCAGUGACUUUAAGUUUGUGACGUCUUACAAUGACAACACACUGCCUGCUGACCAGACUCUGAGGAAAAGUCCUUCUGACUUUGCGGAUGCGUUUGAAGAUUUAGAUCCGUCUGUAGAGGUAGGAACCGUUCAAACUGCUUCACUGCUCACAAUGCGUUUUUGA